UACAUCCAAGUAUAUGUCACCCAUUCUUCCAUUUCUUAUUUUUGGUUUCAUGGACAUCAUGUGUCAGUGUUCUCUCUUUUAUAUUUCUAUAAAUUCCUCAGCAAAUCAUCGGUGAAUCACCAUCCUUUAAUUCUCUGAGAACAUGAAUAAGCUUUCUUUCUUGUUAUUUUUGCUUCUUGUGGUUUCUUUUGCUUUCGUCAAUGGCGAAAAAUCAAAAGAUGACAAAUCAAAAGACGACAAAUCAAAAGACGACAAAUCAAAAGAUGACAAGUCAAAGCAUGAAGUCGGAAUAUGUGAGCUGAAGAAUGGGAACAUGUCUGUUAAGUUCACCAACUGGGGUGCAUCCGUUAUCUCGAUUAUUCUUCCAGACAAAGAUGGGAAACCAGGUGAUAUUGUUCUUGGAUAUGAUGAUGUGAAAGAGUAUAUGAGCGAUGCUAAUUACUUUGGUUCAGUUCUGGGGCGGGUAGCAAAUCGAAUCGCAGGCGCAAAAUUACCAUUAAAUGGAGCUCAAUUUACACUACCGGCUAAUGAUGGGAAAAACACACUUAACGGUGGCCCUAAAGGAUUCUCUGAUGUUAUCUGGGAAAUGAAGAAGAUUGAGAAAGAUGCUGAAGAUCCCACCAUAGUCUUUGCUUAUCAUAGCAAGGAUGGUGACGAAGGUAAUGAAGAUGAGCAUCGGCAGUCGUUUAAUACUACUGCUCAUGCAGAUGGAUAUGGCUUGCAUGAAUUCGUUCUUGGAACUGUUAGUGUUCCUCCACAAUCAGUUGUUGAUAAAGACGGUAAUCUUGUUCCCAAUCCUGAAUUCUUGUUUCAUAAACAACAGGAUAAGUUGUUAGCCUCUUGGCUGCUAACUACCAUUUGUGAUGAGAUCUUGGUUUAUCUCACUGCUGCUUGA
This is a messenger RNA of Gossypium arboreum, 895 nucleotides long. RefSeq lists its product as uncharacterized. Gene Ontology annotation, biological process: beta-D-galactose catabolic process via UDP-galactose, Leloir pathway; glucose metabolic process. Bases 143 to 895 code for a protein of 250 amino acids. Gene Ontology annotation, molecular function: aldose 1-epimerase activity; carbohydrate binding. The transcript has 6 exons. The record is from RefSeq and is a predicted model, not a curated record. Lineage: Eukaryota; Viridiplantae; Streptophyta; Magnoliopsida; Malvales; Malvaceae.